Messenger RNA from Coprinopsis cinerea okayama7#130, 1671 nucleotides. RefSeq names its product thiamin biosynthesis protein. Gene Ontology annotation, molecular function: thiaminase activity; phosphomethylpyrimidine kinase activity; hydroxymethylpyrimidine kinase activity. The coding region runs from base 1 to 1671 and encodes 556 amino acids. Gene Ontology annotation, biological process: thiamine biosynthetic process. NCBI's taxonomy places the organism in Eukaryota, Fungi, Basidiomycota, Agaricomycetes, Agaricales, Psathyrellaceae. The record is from RefSeq and is a predicted model, not a curated record. Gene Ontology annotation, cellular component: cytosol. The transcript has 9 exons.
AUGACGACAGCAGAGGCCAGGGGUGCAUUGACUAUUGCAGGAUCGGAUCCUAGUGGAGGAGCAGGAAUCCAGGCCGAUCUGAAGACCUUUGCUGCCCAUGGAUGCUACGGGGCAAGUGUAAUAACCUCCCUCACUGCACAAAACACCACUGGUGUUCAAGGCGUACAUGCUGUCCCACCGGACUUCGUUGUCCAACAGCUUCGUAUGGUCUUCGAUGACAUCGACAUCAAGGCAAUCAAGACUGGGAUGCUGUACGAUGCAGUCAUCGCUGCAGAGGUGGCGAAAGUGCUCAAGGAGCGCCAAGCAGCAGGGAAGCUUGCUCCCGUCGUCUGCGACCCAGUCUGCGUCUCCACCUCAGGACACACCCUCCUCAAGCCAGACGCCCUCGAUGUCCUCGUCAGCCAAGUCUUCCCACUGACCACCCUAAUCACACCGAACAAACCCGAGACCGAACUCCUCCUCAAAACACCCAACUCGGAGGUCAAGAUCGAGUCUCUGGCGGAUAUGUACACCGCGGCUGUCGAACUCUCCAAAAAGACUUCCACCGCUGUGCUGGUUAAAGGUGGUCAUGUCGUUUCGUCGCUGAAGAAUUUGGAGGAGAUUACCCAGAAGCAUUCGAAUGUGGAAGUCGUGAAGCAGAAUUUGUAUGACGAGAAUAUGGAGAUCCUCCUGGUUGGACGUGAUCCGAAGGAAUUGAACCCGGAGAUCGUCGUGGACUUGUUGUACCAGCCGGAUACCCAAUCCGCUGUGGUGUACGCGAGACCGAGGAUCGAAUCGACCAGCACUCAUGGAACCGGGUGUACUUUAAGCGCUGCGAUUGCAUCCGGACUGGCUCAAGGCCUUUCACUGAAGGAUGCUGUAGCCCAAGGUGCGCUGUACACCCACUUUGGAAUUGCCACCGCCCAACCGAUUGGAAAGGGCUACGGACCGCUCAACCACCUCCACUGCGUCAAUCGAACGGUCAUUUCCAGCCCGACUCCUACCAACCCUUACCCAUUCGCCCACUACCUCAUUCGAAACACCAAGGAAGUAUGGAAGGGAUACGUCGAGCACGAGUUCGUGAAGCAGCUUGGAAAGGGCGUCCUCGCCAAGGAGAAAUUCGUGCACUUCAUCAAGCAAGACUACCAUUACUUGAAGUACUACGCUCGUGCUUAUGGUCUCCUUGCCUCAAAAUCAUCGACCUUCCCUGAGAUCCACGCCGCCGCAACGAUCAUCAUGAGUGUCAUCCACGAGAUUGACACUCACAAGAGCUUCUGCGAAACCUUUGGCGUUACAGCCGAAGAGUUGGAGAAUACGCCUGAGUCUACCGCCACCACCGCCUACGGAGCGUUCAUAAUCAACAGUGGAGUUCAAGGUGACGCCUGUGCUCUGAUGAUGGCUGUACUGUCCUGCCUCCUGGGGUACGGCGAAGUAGGACUCUGGCUGAAGAAAGAGUCAGAGCUGCCCAACAGCUGGGUCGUCAUGGAAGGCAACCCUUACAAGAAAUGGAUUGAAGACUACUCUGGCGAAGGUUACCAGAGUGCUGUCCGUGUUGGACUCGCAACCAUUGAAAAGAUGUUAGUCGCUGACCACCCAUCGCCCGCGAGGUUGAAGGAGUGGUUGGGCAUCUUCCAGAGAUGCACUGCGUUGGAGAGAGGGUUCUGGGACAUGGCUAUGGGCCUACACAAGUAG